CACAAAUCUUUCAAACAAAAAAACAAACCAGAAAUGGAGCAGAAGAACCAGCCUCUGCAAUUUGAUGAUGAUGAAGACGAGGUGGUGUUGUUUGGGACGUGGUCGAGCAGCCGUUGCACGAGGGUGGAGAUAGCCCUUAGACAGAAGGGCAUACCCUACAGGUACGUGGAAGUGGACCUCCAGAACAAGGGCGAGCUGUUCCUCAGCUACAACCCCGUCCACAAGGCGGUUCCCGUGCUGGUUCACAACGGGAAGCCGAUUGCAGAGUCGCUGCUCAUCCUCGAGUACAUCGACGAGUUCUGGUGCGACAGAGGACCUAAGCUUCUGCCUGAGGAUCCUUACCAACGAGCUAAAGUCCGGUUCUGGUCCAACUUCCACGAUGAAAAGAUGAUUCCAGCCACAUUCAAGAUGGUACUAACCGGAGGCAAAGUGGAAGAAGUGGAGAAGGCAGUCAAAGAGUUCGACGAGUUGCUCACCGUGUUCGAACAAGGGAUUCAGAGAGAUCUCCCCGCCACGUUUGGUCCUCAUCGCUCCGAUGACGACGGCGGCGAAGCCAUGGGGUUUCUUGAAAUCGUGGUGGGUAUAAACGUCUGCAACUACGCAGCCAUUGAAGAGGCCAUCGCCGGGAUGAUUUACGAAGCAAAGCACCCUGCGUUUGCAAAGUGGGUCAACGCCAUCACUGAAAAGCCUCUGAUGAAGGAGUUGCUCCCUCGCCACGACCAGCUCGUCGCCAAGAUCAAAGGAAUGCUUGCAUCGAUGCCCUAGUAAAGGGCUAGGCCCACGAGAUCAAUGGGCCUUCGUCGAUCACAAAAGCCACGAGUGAAGGGAAAGCAAGGCCUUUUUUUCGGCCCAGAAACAUUGUACAACCUAAAAUUGUCAUGAAAAGAAAGGGGUUUGCUUCAAUGAUAUUUUGUUGAUUUGAAUUUGCUUAAACUCCAUAUAAAGUUCGUUCGCCUUUCUUAUCAUUCUAAGUUAACUAUGUGUAGUCUAUAUUAUUGUGGCCUAGACCACAUCACAACUGUUUUAAAUCAAUUAAAAAAAAUUAG
Messenger RNA from Linum trigynum, 1046 nucleotides. The record is from the annotation of a GenBank genome assembly. NCBI's taxonomy places the organism in Eukaryota, Viridiplantae, Streptophyta, Magnoliopsida, Malpighiales, Linaceae.